AUGUGGGUGGGCGCGGCGCUGGCCUGCGCGGUGGCGGGCACGCGCGCCUGGCCGGGCGGUGCCGUGUGCGCGCGGCGGGCCGCGGGCGCAGGCGGUGCGCGGUACGCGGCCUUCCUGAGCCGCGGCGGCCCUGGCCCGACCGCACUGGUGGAGCGCGCCUGGGCCGGGCGCGGCCGCCUCCGCGGCUGCUGGGUCCGCUGCGACCCGCGCCUGGUCCGCGCCUUCCGCGCCGCCUGCUGGACCUGGCAGCGCUCUGGCGGCGCCGCGCCGCCGGCAGAGCCUCCGCGCCGCCGCCGGCGGGGCUGGACGUUGACGGGCACGCUGUGGUGCGGAGCCGGUGACUCGGCGGGGAAUGACAGCGACCUGGGUACUGAGGGGGGAGAGCGGAGAGGGAGCGGCCGGCAGGCGCACCCCAUCCCCUCGGCGGGGCUGUGCUCACCGGAGCUGCCUGCAGGUGUCUUCCGCGGCCCCGACCGGUGCUGCCGUGAGCACGACCAGUGCUCGGCGCAGAUCAUGGCGCUGCAGUUCAACUACGGCAUCCGCAACUACCGCCUGCACACCGUAUUCCACUGCGACUGCGACGCCAGGUUCCGGCAGUGCCUGCUGGCCCUCAACGACACCAUCUCUAACAUCAUUGGCGUCACCUUUUUCAACCUGCUGGAGGUGCCGUGCUUCGUGCUGGAGAAGAGCGAGGAGUGCGUCCAGUGGCACUGGUGGGGAGGGUGUGAGCGUUAUGGUGUAGUACCCCUGGCCAGGAUGGUGCAGCAGCGUCAGUACCACUACAGCCUGCCUACAGAGGGGACGGGCAGCCCUGCUGUGCAGCCCCCAGGCAAGGGAGGGAAGUUCUCAAGAGCAGGGCACAAGCAGCUCCGACAGGGACUGAGUCAAAACCUGAGCUCUACCAGGCACGGACAUCUGCUACAGCUCAGCAGCCGCAGGGUCCAGGUACCCUAUCCCCCACAUCCGCCAGGGACAAGGCUGAGCCCACAAGCAGGCAUGCAGCAGCACAUGACCAUGUUGGGACAGGACCUUGCUGGAGGAAGGCGAGUGCCUGGAGGAGCAGUGCAAGGGUCUGGGGGCUCAGCACACCCUGCCUGCCCUCAGGAUGGCAGCAUCCGAUCCAGCCCAGCUGUGGAGUGGCACAGUGCCCCCCUGAUGACUGUUGUGGCAGGGUGCAGACAGCAGCAGGGUGAGUGGGUGCUGGGGACAGAGUAUGCACCACAGCUGGGGUGUCCCAAGGUCUCAGCCCAUGUGGGUUGUGUGCUGGGGGUGCCCCUCACUGCCCUGCUGUCCUCAGGCCUGGGCAGGGUGUGCAAGAGCUACGAGCACUUGGAUAAGUGCAAGCACCAAAUCGUACCCAGCGAGGUGAAGUACCAGCUGCACAACAUGGACACCUGGAUGCUCUUCCACUGCAACUGCACUCGCAGGUUGGCAUGGUUCCUGCACAGGAUGAGGGACCUCAGUGACAUGGAGGUGGCUGUCCUGGCAGACCGCAUUGCCACAGACUGCUUUGUUCUGGAGCCACCCACUGCCUGCAGCCUGGAUGAGGGCUCACAGCACAACUGUAUUGCAACAACCCGGGCUGUGCUAGUACCUGCACGGCAUCUCAAAAAGACCCUGAGACACUGGGGUUCUUUGCAUGUGAACUCCAGGGCCAAACAUCCAGAUUGGAAGACACAGGAUAGUGGUGGCACUCUCUAUGAGCAAUGCCUUCGGAUGGCCUUGGAGCAAAAGCCUCAUGCUCAGCCUGACACUGUGCUCUGAUGAUACCCAAGAAGCACUGCUUCCUGUGGGGAGGAAGAUGUCCUGUGCUGCAGCCAUGAGGUGGAGCUGCUCAAUUUCUGGUUCUUGAGACAAAGGAUGGCACUAAGUGUGACUGCUGGGGUGACUGCAUGGAGCUGGGGGGCCACAGCUGGAGCAGGUGCAAGCAGAUGGACUGAGAAGCCUCUCAAGAUAUGGGGGGGGGGGGGGGGAUAUGCAGCAGUGGCUGCCAUCCAUGAGCAUCAAAGCAGGGGGAAAGGAAGAGGGCUUGGGAAAGGGGAAACCCACCCUCUUCCAUCCUUCUUGUGCCCUGGGGCACACAGGUUCCCCCAGGUAUGGGGGACAGCACUGCCCCCACCCUAAGGUUUGUGCCUCUUCAGCUGAAAAGACUGAGCAUUGUGGUGUGAUCCAACUCCCUUCCCCAGCCAGGGUGGAAUGGGCACCAGUGGGCGAGCUGGCUCUAGGGAAGGGGUCAGUCCCUGUGUGCAGAAGAUGAAUAAAGGAUGGUGAGUGUGGUGUGUGGUGCCAUG
Strigops habroptila (Kakapo) is the source of this 2291-nucleotide messenger RNA. It is a transcript of the gene PLA2G3, whose product is annotated as phospholipase A2 group III. The transcript has 7 exons. The record is from RefSeq and is a predicted model, not a curated record. Gene Ontology annotation, biological process: arachidonate secretion; phospholipid metabolic process. The coding region runs from base 1 to 1764 and encodes 587 amino acids. Gene Ontology annotation, molecular function: A2-type glycerophospholipase activity. Lineage: Eukaryota; Metazoa; Chordata; Aves; Psittaciformes; Psittacidae.